AAGAAAAACAAAAUUUGUUUUGUGCCUGUGUUGUAUUUUUUUUUUGCAAAGAACAUUCUAAAAACAACUAAUAAAAAUAUUUAUUUAAUUAUUAUUACUGCAGUUAAUUGGUUAACAUUUUAUUAUUUAAAUGUUAUGUGUAAUUGUUGUUGUUACAUCCUGUCACUGAGUAGGAAAACAAAAUAGAUUUUUGUUUUUUUUUAUUGGAGAAAAAGAAAAAAAUAUAUAAAAUAAAAUGUUAAUGCGAGCUCAGCAAUUUAACAAUUUGGACUAUCGUCGUCGCCAAAUUGAUACUUUAAAAGUAUUCAAUGACAAUGUGGUGGAAGUCUGUGAUUUGGAAGAAUAUUGCAUACAUUUCGAGUCAGGAGGACGCAAUUUUAUAUUAUCCGUUUUGUUGGGCGUUAACUUUCCCAAUGAGAAACCCAAACUAGUACUCUCACCCUUAGUGCAGCAUUUAUGGGUAAAUGCCUCAACCGGUGAAGUGGAAUCAGCACCUGGCCUGUUAAAUUAUUCCCCGCACUCAGAUUUGGGCCGUGUGGUGCAGGCCGUUAUCCGAGAGUUUGAACGUUUUCCCCCACCUAUUAUUAAGGCCAACAGUCCUAUAAAUAUUCCCACAUUCAAUAGUUCUGCACAGCAAACAAUGCUGCAGCAGUCUCAUCAUCAUUCCCAUCCACAUCAUCACCAUCCCUAUCCCUUACAAGUGGCCAAAUCAUUGGAUAGUGGCACCAGCAGUGGUGCCUCCAACAGUACCAGCAGCAGCAAAGAAACCUCUCCACACGAUCCCUCCAAAUCCACAUCACCCCGUCUAAAUGAGAGUAAUUUUCCAAAUCUAUCCACUUUAUCGUUGGAGGAACUCAAACAACUGGACAAUGAUCCCGAGUUCUUUGAUGAUUUCAUUGAGGAGAUGUCGGUGGUGCAGCAGCUGAAUGAGGAAUUGGAUUCCAUGAUAAAUCAGGUCGAAUCGAUUUCCAAAGAAAAUGAAACCAAGGAAACACAUCUGGUUGAACUGAAACGUAAACUAAGCGAUGAUGUGACCACCCUCAAGCAUUUGGGCGAGAAAUGUGAUCUAUUGAAUAAGAAAUAUCUAAAGAAAUCGGAGGAAUAUAAUCCGCAACAUAUAAGAGAACUAUUGCAAAUAGCUGCCUCAAAUGCUGACACCGAAUGUGAGCGUCAUGUGGAACAGUUUUUGAAUGGCAAAAUCGAUGUGCAGACAUUUUUGCAAAGCUAUACACAUUGCAAGAAACUGAGUUCGGAGCGCAAGGCCAAAGAGGAAAGAUUGGGCCAACAGUUGGCGGCCCUAGAAAGGGCAGGCAUUUAAAUAAAAUAGAUAAAAGCUAUUUCUACAUUUUAAGGUCAAGCUCAAUGUUGAAGAAAGCAUCUUAAAUAUGCAGUAGUUAAAAAUCUACAACAGCCUGGUGCUGGGCUUAUUAUUUAAUGUGUAUUGUUUCUAUUGUUGUUCUUUUAUUUUUAUUAUUAUUAUUCUACUACUAUUUCUCACUUAAUUUUAUUAUAUUUUAUUCAAAUCUCACUUGUUUUAUUUACCAUUUUAGUCCAGUGGUCUCUAGCUAAAGCAAAGAAUUUAAUAAAAUUUAAAAAAACAGAAA
Calliphora vicina (urban bluebottle blowfly) is the source of this 1604-nucleotide messenger RNA. It is a transcript of the gene Vsp37A, whose product is annotated as Vacuolar protein sorting 37A. Gene Ontology annotation, cellular component: ESCRT I complex. Gene Ontology annotation, biological process: protein targeting to membrane; protein targeting to vacuole; ubiquitin-dependent protein catabolic process via the multivesicular body sorting pathway. The coding region runs from base 236 to 1318 and encodes 360 amino acids. The transcript is spliced from 3 exons. NCBI's taxonomy places the organism in Eukaryota, Metazoa, Arthropoda, Insecta, Diptera, Calliphoridae. The record is from RefSeq and is a predicted model, not a curated record.